Messenger RNA from Porites lobata, 5494 nucleotides. The record is from the annotation of a GenBank genome assembly. Lineage: Eukaryota; Metazoa; Cnidaria; Anthozoa; Scleractinia; Poritidae.
GAAGCAAAAUCAUCUUUAGAAGACUGCCGGGUAAUUCAGUUUAAGCCUGCAACUCACAAUCGCAGCCUUAUGGGUCACGUGAUAAAAGGGAUAUGGGUGACAUCAGAAGAAGUGUGUGAGGCCAACUGUUUCGCUGAAGACGACUGCAUGUCAAUAAACUUCGGACCAAAGAGUCAAGAGAAGCAUUUAUGUGAACUGAGCAGUUCAGAUCAUAAUCUACAUCCUAAAGAUCUAAAGGAACGAUUGAGUUUCAUCUAUAAAUCUACGUGGGUCAGUGUUAUUGCUGGUUUUCACUCUCACACCAUAAAAAAUAAAAAUAAAAUUAAAAUUAAAGGCAGUGUACAAAAACAACACGAAACUUGAAUAUUAUAGAAGCGUGAGAUGUAUUACGAUCGCGAUAAUAUUCAGGUCCGUACGGGUUUUCAUACCUGAAAUUUUCUUGGAGGGUCACUAACAUGGUGGCCGGAAACUUAAAGGGACAAUUUUAUCACUGAGUUUUGCAUUGAAAGAGUCGGAGACAACUCGAGAAACCGUAAACACCAAAUUAAACUACUUUCGACUCUCAACAGAGAAGGAGAGCAUAAUGGCCCACUUAGGUUAUAUUUCAAAUUUAUUCCUUCUCUAUUAAAGCUUGGUUAUCUUUUCGUCACCAGAAUCAUUGCCCAAGAAGCCCGUGUAAUCCAGGCUACAGAUGUCAAGUAGGAUUUACUAGCAAAGGAUAUCGAUGCACUGGUAACGAUACUGUUAACCAGCCCUUUCAGCUAAGAUUGAUGUUCCUCUUAGACUUCUUUAAAUUAUAAAAUAUGAAUAAAAAUUAAUUAAUUAUAUAAAUAUAACUAUCUAUCGAUAGUGAAUAACUGUCUUGUAGAAGCCAUCUACAGGGCACUUCUUUGUCUACUGUUUCGGGGUCGAAUUAAAAUUUGGAGGCGUUGGUUUUUGAGGAUAGGGAAAACCGGAGUGCCCGGAGAGCAAGGGAGAGAACCAACAAUGCCGGUACUUAAACCGGGCCACAUCGGUGGAAAGUGAGUGCUUUCACUACUGCACCACCUUGGUUUUCUUUAACUACUAUUAUUUAAGGCGGGCUUUUGCAAAAAUUAGCGCUUCUAUUAAACUUUGACACUGUAUGCCUCUUAAGACGGUGAAAAUUCGUUUUUCCAUCAUCAUCAUCAUAUUCUUCUUGAUAUCAAUAAACACAGCAGGGAUGCAAAAUUAUACCAUAUAAGCCAAUAGAGAAUCUCUCUUGUAUAAGUUCUGUGAGCUUUCUUAGAGAAAGUCAACAAGAUCUAUCUUCUUUAAACACUGACUGCUUCUUCUUCUCCUUCUUUAUUAUUAUGGCAGUACAAACGUCUGGAUAUCCAGAGUAAAAAAUAAAAGCUUUGGCUGGGCGGCAAACCGUAACCAGCUGCAGCAUCGACUAAAAUUUGUAGUAACAACUACACAAUAAUUUGCGCAAAAAAAAAAUGGGUAAAAAUGAUUUGUUAAAAGUGUCAUAAAAAGAAUAAAACAAUAAAAAAAUCCUAUAAGCUUUAUGGACGUCUUAAUCAUAAAAUAAAAAUGUUCAUACGUUAAAAGUCAUCGUUCAAAUAGCUGUCCAUUAAAUAAUGAGAACGUCUAAGGUAUGUCAAUAAAAUUUCGAUAAUGUGCAAGAUUAAGUAUCUGUUAAAAUAGGUGUCCAAAAUUCCUAUAGAUAUCUAACCGCUCAGCUUGAACAUUCUAGCAAUGUGUGAUGAACUAGAGAGGAUUGCCUUUUGCAUUUGGCGCAUAAUUGAUUCACACUUGUCUCCUACAAGCUCUUUAAUAUUUUUCUCAACCUCUUUCGAACAGCCUCCAAGGACAUCUAUGAUGAUGUUAUACUGAUUGACCUUGCACUCAGGAUAUCGGUUCGUCUGCUUUAGUCUCAGUUGACUGUACUUCGUUGUCUUCUCGAAAUCUUUAGACUCUCUAUUUUCCAGCCAUGGACAGCUCAUUUCUAUCACUCUGACUUGCUUGCUGGUCUUGUCAAUGACCGUGGCGUCGAUUCUAUUAGCUUUUACUUGAGUUGUGUCAGCGUAUAAUGGGACGUCCCAGAAGACGGUCGCAUGCUCAUUCUCAUGCAGCGGCUUGGGUAUGACUUGUGAGAACCACGGUUCAACUUUAGUAAUGAGAUGUAAAGAUCUGACGACUUCAAAGAAUGAGAUCUUGAAAGCACUGUUAUGUCUCUGUAGGUACUUAGUCUGUGCCAGUGCACUACAGCCAGAUAGAAUGUGCAGCACAUUCUCCAGGGAAUCCCCGCAUAGGUGGCAUUGUUCAUCAGUGACUUGUGAUUUUGUUUUUCUGUUGUAGUAAACCUUGGUAGGUAACAACUGUUGGUAAAGCUCUUAUACUCCAGCGAUGGUAUGCGUUGGGGCAUUCUUCCAUGAAGAAAGCCACGCAAAGCACUCCUCCAGUCUUGAUAGGCUUUCCUUGCCAUCUGUCCUCAGAUACCGUUGAUUGUAUCUCUUGCCGGCGGGCUUUGUAGAUUGCCUGCUUUACCUUCUUAGCUUCGACUUCUUUACUAUCGGCGACAACAGCUGGGUUAGGGAAGUUUAACCACAACUGUAGAUCCAGCUCCUCUGCGUACUUCUUAGCAUCUUUAAUUAAUGAUGGAGUGGCGUCCAUUUUGUACGGCUAGCUCUUCAAACGAUCUUACGGCUACCAUCGUAGGGUCAGCGUUGUAAUAAAGCUUUACUGCAGCUUUGAUCUUAGUGUUCUUAUAUUUAUUCUCCACGGACUUCAGUUCAGACCUCUUCCACCGAACUUCCUUGACAUGUAGAGUAUCGCUGUCGAUCCCUUAGGGUGACUUCCUCCAUUCUCCACGAUGAUCUCUCUUCCCUCUCGGUCAAGCUAUUGGAUGUUUGCUAUCGGCCAAGUUUGUGUCCACAUUAAGUAUGUAAGUUCUGGUAAAGCGUAUGAUGCAUGAUCUGACAAUGGGCUGGACCAGAUGAUUGAUAGCCUCUCUAAGUAUGUCUUUGCUGCGGCUUCCAGUACUUGCUUAUCCCCUUGCUUGGUGUUUUCGAAGACACCUAGGAAUUUAUAGCUGUUAUGUUGGUCCAGGCUCUUGAUAGGUUUAAGAUCAGAUAUGUUCAUAUCUCCACUCUCUUGUCCCCUCUUCACGGCCUGUAUCACUGCACACUUCCUCUCAUUCCACUUCAAACCGGUGCUUUAUUACUAUUAUUAUUAUUAUUUACUAUUUUGAGGACAUGGACAUCAAUUUCCUAUAUCACAGACACUGUUAGUUUUUUUACGCUAUAUUCUAUAAACGAGAUUCACAGAAUUUCUACCUGGGUAGGUUUUGUUUCUAGUGUCAAAGUUAACAAGUUUUUAACUGUUUGUUUCGGUUUGUUUUAAUUAUUACGUAGACAUUAAUGAGUGCAUAGAGGGAGGUCAUGAAUGUCAUGUUAAUGCAAUUUGUACAAACAUCGUUGGAUCUUACAACUGCAGUUGCAAAGAGGGCUAUUUUAAGGAUGGACAGCUGUGUAAAGGUAUUAUUCAUCCUAUUCAAUAAUAAUUCUCUUUCUCAUUCGAUGCAAAUUUAUGUUCCUCUUCAUUGGUGGAGAGCCCACAAAGUGACCCGCAAAUUAACUGCCUACAAAUAAUGCUCUACUCAUGUGCAAUGUCGUCCAACUGUGUUUGGCUGCAUAUAAUAUUCUGCUCAUGCAUGCGUACAUGAAACCACGCAUUUCUCCUUCUUGCGAUCGCUCUUGCGUGAAAAUGGCAGAUCGCUUCCAAUCCGUGAGUUUAUUCAUUAAAAAAAAAACUCGGUGAUCGAAUGAUAAAGCGGUUAUUGAUUUCGGUUAUCGCAAAAUAUCGUGAUUUGUCAGUGGCCGAAUUUAUACUAGAGACGAAUUAUCCGUCCAGACGGAUUAUUCGUCUCAAAUCGAUAAUUCGUUUCUAGUAUAAAUUUGGUGCUAAGACGAAUUAUGAAGCAAAAUUCGUCGGAGGCUGAUUCAUCUGUUAGCACGUCUUCAAGACGUGCUAACAGACGGAUAAUUCGUCUUAGACGGAUUAUCCGUCUCUAGAUUUAUACCUAGACGGAACGUAGACGGUUUUUUGACGAAGUUUCCACAUCGGAGGGACUGGUUUCUAUAUUUUCGCAGUCUUUUCUGGGAUAAAUAAAUAUAUAUCUAGACAAAUUAUUCGUCGAAAUUCGUCUUCGGAUUUAUACUUAGACGAAUUAUCCGUCUGACGGAUAAUCCGUCUAGAUGGAUAACUCGUCUCUAGUAUAAAUUCAGCCAGUGUCUCACAGAUUAAUUAUUUGCCUCAAUUGACCUGCUCCCCACUGACAAAUGACGAUAUUUUGCUCAACCUUGUCCAAUAAUUGUUAAAUAAUAGCUCUAAAUAUCAAGUAUUUAGGCUUUUUAUUGUAAACAGCUUUAUUACGUAAUUUAGGCUUCAUAUUGUAAACAAGUUUUUUGUUUUCCCUUUUAAGCCCCGUGCAAGUGGAUGUAACAUUGUUGGCCAACAACUCCCAAAAUUGCUGGAUGUUACAUGUUGCGUCCGUUUGCACAUCCUGUUGUACGUUGUUAGGAGUUGUUGCGCAAAGUUUGAAACCGGUCAAACUUUUAGCCAAGUGCGACAACUCUCAACAAUGUUGCACGGGGCUAUUUCGUUUAUUUGUUUUUCCAUGAGUGAAACAAAAAAUUCGAGAUUGAAUUAGUUUCUACCCGUUUUCUUUGCUUUUUCCUUUCCUGGUAUUCAGCAACCAUAUAAAAGAAGAAAAUUUGCAGUAAGCGAUUUCUCUUGAAAUUUAGUUGAAAUGACGAAACAAUACAUUCCUCUGGUUUGUUGGAAACUAGGAUAAAAUUUGCCUGGAAAGGAGGCUAGUAAAAUAUGAAAAGAAUGGGUCGUCUAUGACACGUUUGAUUGUGAAGAAGAGCUUUAAGUGGUGUAAUUUUUUUCCGCUGACUUCGUCGUUUAACAUUAGAGACAACAUAAAGACUGAAAAUUAAGGUUCAGCGGGAACAGUUUUUCAAAGCCAAUUUUUCACAGAACAACUAAUUUAUUUUCAGAGAACUGGACAAAGAUCAAUAAAAUCCCAGUUUGCUUUCAAGGUUUCGAUGACAAUUACGGGACAUUUAGGAUCAACGCAAGCGGCCUCAUCUACACGUUCAAACUGGUUUAUCAGAGUGGGUCAAUGAAAUGUCAUGGAACUCAACAGAUACCAAGAAAGUGGGGAUGCACGCAUAAAGAUUUCGGGAAAAAUCAAUUGCUUACUGUUGUAACGCAUCCUAACAGAUCGGUCCUGUUUCCUGUUGAUUAUCUAAGAGAUAACAAUAACUGCUACAAGUAUUAUGCAUAUCAUCUGGAAGGAAUUGACGUUAACUCUCGAGAAUUGGUAUUUAAUCGGCUUAUCCCUCCGAUGUCUGUUACUGAAGGCCAAGAGUUUCAGGUUUGGCACGGAGAAGACCUGAGUAACUGUGGAGAGAAAGACAACACCGGCCAAAUAUGUCUCGAUGUUCACGGCUGGUACACUUAA